AUGGCGGCCGUAUCGUCCGCUAAUGCAGCAGCAAGCCUGGCGCUUUCAAAGACGAGCGGAUCGGUUGCCACAUGGGGUGCAGAGUCACGCAUUACUAACAUCGCUGCAAACAACGUGCUUCACUUGCCAUCGAGAGCCUUCUGCACAGCGUUUUCCGCGGGGCCUUCCGCUAAGCGAUCGCACAUCGUCGUUGUGGGCUUCGCCUCCCCCUCCCACCGAUCGCCCGCAACUUCGCCCAGCGAUGAUUCCUCACUCCCUUCAUUCGCCAGCGAUCGCACGCUAUUUCUCACGAGUCCUCUUUCUGCGUCGUCUACGCACGGAUCUAAACUGACGCCUUUCGCAGCCGACGGCAACGCGACGACGGAAACCGGCGGCGGCGGCGGAAACGGCGCUUCCGGCGGCUCCAGCGGCGGCGGAGGCGGCGGCGGAGGUGGCGGGGACGGCAGCGGUAAUGGCGGGGAUAGCGACAGCGAGAAGAACCGCGCGGACGCAUUGGCCGCGCUCGCCGCACUUGGGCGCACCGUGCAGUCCCUCCCCGCGGAUCUCGCGGACGCGAUUAUGGCGGGAAGAAUCCCGGGCAUUAUCGUGGAGCGAUUCGCGGCGCUGGAGAAAUCGCCUCUGCUGAAGCACUUGCUGCGGUUCGACGGGUUCAAGGAGCGUCUGCUGGCUGACGAUCUGUUUAUGACCAAAGUGGGGAUCGAAUGCGGCGUGGGCCUUUUCACCAAGACGGGAGCGGAGUACGAGAAGCGCCGAGAAAAUUUCUUCAAGGAGCUCGACUUUGUCGUUGCUGACGUGAUCAUGGCGCUGGUGGCGGACUUCAUGCUGGUGUGGCUGCCCGCGCCCACCGUCGCCCUCCGCGCGCCUCUCGCCAGCAACGCCGGCAAAUUCGCGCUCUUCCUCUCCAAGUGCCCUGACAACGCCUUCCAAGUGGCUCUGCGCGGAACGAGCUACUCUCUGCUCCAGCGAGUGGGCGCCAUUGUCCGCAAUGGCGCCAAGCUGCUAGGAGUGGGAACUGUGGCGUCUCUGUUCGGCUGUGGCAUGACCAAUGCGCUCAUCAUCGCGCGCAAGUCCCUGGCGGCGAAGCAAGCAGCAGCAGACGGCAGUGCUGUGGAGGCCAGUGCGCAGCAGCACGAGGGGGAGGAGACCAAGGUGCCGAUCCUCGCAACCAGUGUGGCCUAUGGCGUCUACAUGGCCGUGUCCAGCAACCUCAGAUAUCAAAUUCUGGCAGGAAUAGUGGAGCAGCGUAUGCUAGAGCCCAUGCUGCACAACAAGAAGCUGCUGCUCUCUGUGCUGUCCUUUGCUGUCCGCACUGGCAACACUUUCCUUGGCUCCCUGCUAUGGGUGGAUUACGCCCGAUGGGCGUCGAGAUUGCGGCGAGCCGAGGGAAAACGCCGCGCGAGAGCGGAAGGGGUGGGCGGAACAGGCGGAGCAGGGGGAGGCGGAAUGCCGGGGGAAAAGGAACAGGGCGCGGGGGCAGUGUUGGCGGAUUUGCGCCCUCCUCUUCCCCCGCUUCAGCUUCUGCAGCUCUCACCCCCCUCCCACGCUUCCCCGCUUCCUUUCUCCUCGAGCCUCUCCCCCGCGCCUCCCGCGCUCCUUUCUCCCCACGCACCUUCCCCUCCCGCGCACCUGGUCCUCCCCCCAGGUGCAUGUGUUCUUCCGCCAUGGCGCCCGAGCGCCCCUGCCCCACAGCAAGGCGUGUGGAUCGUCCCUGCUGCACGCCUUCCCCACCACCUCCCCCUCCGCACCACCCCCUCCGCGCCUCCCCCCCGCGCCUCCCCCUCCCCCCGCUCCCCCCAGGUGCAUGUGUUCUUCCGCCAUGGCGCCCGAGUACCCCUGCCCCACAGCAAGGCGCGUGUGCUGGGGAGCAGGACAGGGGGGAAGGGGGGAAACGAAAAGGGGAAGGAAAAGGGGGAGAGGGCGGGGCAGGGGAAAGGGAAGGGGAGGGGAAACGGGAAUGGGUCAAGGGGAGGGAGUGAGGAAAACGGGGAAGGGAAGCAGCAAGGGCCGGGGAAACAGCAAGGAUUGGGGGAGGAGCUCUUUAAAGGGCAGGAGGGGAGCAGAGGGGAGGGGAACAAAGAGGAGGGGAACAGAGGGGAGGGGAACAAAGAGGAGGGGAACAGAGGGGAGGGGAACAAAGAGGAGGGGAGUGAAGAGCAGGGGAGGGAGUGGGAAGGGUUCCCUGGGGUGGGGGUAUGGGAGAGCAGGGCAGUGAGAGCAUCGGAUAUGGCAGGGCUGCCAGAGAGGAGUCACACGCGGGGUGUGGAAGGCUGGCCGUUUGGACAGCUCACGCAAACAGGAGCACGAGAGGCAGAGGAGUUAGGCAGGCGACUCAGGAAGGUGUAUGGUGCAGCAUUGCUAGAGGGGCUGGUGGGAAGCGGUGGGGGAGAGAGAGGAGACGAAGCAGGAGGAGGAGCAGAAAGGGGAGUGGGGAGUGGGGAGGGAGUAAGAGGAGGAGGGGGAGGGGGGGGAGUAAUAGAUUCUAGGGAGCACCAAGACAGAGGGGUGAAUGGAGAGGGGCUGAGGGAUGGGCACACAAGGGAGGAGGAGGAGGUGCUGGCAUCAGUGAUUUGCGUCCGAUCCACCAACUUUCCACGGACCUACCACUCAGGUCCUCCUCAGGCGCUUCCCAGGUGUUUCCCAGGUGCUUUCCAGGAGGCGGCAGCUGCAGCGUGUGGGGGGAUGGAGAUUCGCGAGGACGAGCAAGAGACGCUCAUCGACUCGGGGCGAUGUGCACGGUAA
Molecule: messenger RNA, 2739 nt
Organism: Closterium sp. Naga37s-1
Lineage: Eukaryota; Viridiplantae; Streptophyta; Zygnematophyceae; Desmidiales; Closteriaceae
Source: the annotation of a GenBank genome assembly